Messenger RNA from Sinocyclocheilus grahami, 1830 nucleotides. RefSeq names its product cytoplasmic dynein 1 intermediate chain 1. Gene Ontology annotation, cellular component: cytoplasmic dynein complex. NCBI's taxonomy places the organism in Eukaryota, Metazoa, Chordata, Actinopteri, Cypriniformes, Cyprinidae. Gene Ontology annotation, molecular function: dynein light chain binding; dynein heavy chain binding. Gene Ontology annotation, biological process: transport along microtubule. The record is from RefSeq and is a predicted model, not a curated record.
AUGGAAGAGUCUGGGUCUCAGGAUGAAGAGGAGGAUGAAGAGUUCACAGAAACGAAAGCUGGAUACAAGGAUACAAAGGAAGGCCACCCGCGGGAGCUGACAGAGGAAGAGAAACAGCAGGUUUUGCACUCGGAGGAGUUCCUCAUCUUCUUCGACCGCAGUAUUCGUAUGAUAGAAAGAGCUUUAGCUGAGGACUCCAACAUCUUCUUCGAUUACAGCGGACGUGACCUGGAGGAUAAAGAGGGAGAUCUGCAGGGUGGCUCCAGUCUCUCUUUCAAUCGUCUGUUCUAUGAUGAGCACUGGUCACAUCAUCGGGUCAUCACCUGUCUGGACUGGUCCCCUCAGUACCCUGAGCUCUUGGUGGCCUCCUACAACAAUAAUGAAGACGCUCCUCGUGAGCCAGACGGUGUGGCUUUGGUGUGGAAUAUGAAAUUCAAGAAGACCACACAAGUGUACAUCUACCACUGCCAGCCUCCAGUGGUGUCCGUGGGUUUUGCUCGGUUUCAUCCUAAUCUGUUGGUGGGUGGCACGUACUUGGGGCAGAUUGUUCUCUGGGACAACCGAAGUCACAGAAGAACGCCAGUUCAGAGGACCCCCCUGUCUGCUCCAGCACACACACACCCUGUCUACUGGGUCAAUGUGGUUGGCACUCAGAACGCCAGCAACCUGAUCACUGCGUCCACAGACGGCCGGAUGUGCUCCUGGAGCCUGGAUAUGCUGUCACAGCCUCAGCAAAACAAGCCGCUGUACUCCUUUGAGGAUAACGCAGACUACGUCUACAACGUGAUGUGGUCCCCCGUGCACCCCUCACUCUUCGCCGCCGUGGACGGCUUGGGUCGUCUGGAUCUGUGGAACUUGACCAACGACACUGAGGUGCCCACCGCUAGUGUGACAAUAGAGGGAGCCCCCGCUCUGAACUGCAUCAGAUGGGCCUCUGGAGGCAAAGAGGUCGCCGUGGGAGACUCAGAGGGACGUGUGUGGAUAUAUGACGUUGGAGAGCUGGCCGUGCCCCACAGUGAGGAUUGAGCCCACUUCGGACGCAUGCUGAUGGAGAUCCGUGCCAACCAUGGGGACGGUGAGGAGUAGGGGCCCGUGGAGCUGGCCACGUAAACGCGGGAUCAGAGUCAUCACCAACCCAGAUUGAGCCUGAUGUAACACACCCAAUUAGCAUGUCACUAGUACUGUGCAGUUUACUCCAAUAAAAGGGACCAUUUAUCCAGAUAAUGAAUAAUUGGUUACUAGGAAUGGGUAAAAAUAUUGCAUGGUUGGUCAACUCAAUCAUGCAGUCACCUGUCAAGAAAAGUUCAGAAAUAUCUUCAGUGGAUCAAAUCAAUCAAACACUAGGCCUAUGCUGUCAGGAUUUGCUACCAAGGCUAUAGUGAGCUUAGGGUUUAGGUUGGGGUCAAGGGUUAGUAGGUGGUUUAACGUUGUGUAGUCUGAACUGUGAUUUACAUGACCAAUACAGUCUUUCGAAUCAGCUGCGCGGUGAGGGGUUGUGCUUAACUGGUUUAGAGGACAAAUCAUGAAUAAUCAAGAUUUCCUGACAAUUCCUAAAAUCUCGAGAUUAAUCGUUUACUCUGGCUGCAUCUGAAAUCGCAUACUCUCUGAAUAGGUAGGCCUACUUUAAGAAAUGUUCUAUAAAGUAUGAAUGUGUGAAGUAUGAAUUUAAUCAAACCAUACUACAUUUGUAGUAAAUACGGCAAAUAAAUCAUAUUGUGAAUGUGAGUUCGCAGAGUCUGUGUGACUAUGAUGACUGUGUACAGCAAAUUAAUAAGAAACGUCUUUCUAUUGAGUGGUCCUCGCGGAAUUCAUGUAAAAUAAACAUACACA